AUGUCGGCCGGUGAGGUGGAGCGGUUGGGGUCGGAGCUGAGCGGAACAGGACCAGGAGGAGGAGGAGGAGGAGCAGGAGGAGGAGGAGGGGGCACCGGCACUGGCACCGGCACUGGCACCGGAGCGGGCAACGGCGAUGAGGAGGAAGAGUGGCUCUACGGCGAUGAAAAUGAAGUUGAAAGACCAGAGGAAGAAAAUGCCAGUGCUAAUCCACCCCCUGGAAUUGAAGAGGAAACUGCAGAAAAUGGCAUAUCAAAAACGAAGGUGACAGAGACCGAAGAUGACAGUGACAGUGACAGCGAUGAUGAUGAGGACGACGUUCACGUCACCAUCGGAGACAUUAAAACUGGAGCCCCGCAGUAUGGGAGCUAUGGGACAGCACCUGUAAAUCUCAAUAUCAAGGCUGGGGGGCGAGUUUAUGGAGCUGCUGGAACAAAAGUCAAAGGAGUAGACCUCGAUGCACCCGGGAGCAUUAACGGAGUUCCACUGUUGGAGGUAGAUUUGGAUUCUUUUGAGGAUAAACCAUGGCGAAAACCCGGUGCCGAUCUUUCUGAUUAUUUUAAUUAUGGGUUUAACGAGGACACCUGGAAAGCUUAUUGUGAAAAACAAAAGAGGAUUCGAAUGGGACUUGAAGUCAUACCGGUUACCUCAACUACGAAUAAAAUAACGGCCGAAGACUAUACUAUGGAAGUUACACCAGGUGCAGAGAUCCAAGAUGGCAGAUACAAUCUUUUUAAGGUUCAGCAGGGCAGAACUGGAAAUGCAGAGAAGGAAGCAGUACUGCAGGCUGCCAAAGCUGAGUUUACAUCUCCUCCCUCCCUAUUCAAAACAGGACUCCCACCAAGCAGGAGGUUAUCUGGGACAAUAGAUGUGAUUGGUCAGACGAUAACUAUCAGCAGAGUGGAAGGAAGAAGACGUGCAAAUGAAAACAGCAACAUACAGGUCCUCUCUGAACGAUCUGCUGCUGAAGUAGACAACAAUUUUAGCAAACCACCUCCAUUUUUCCCCCCUGGAGCUCCUCCCACUCACCUGCCACCACCUCCAUUCCUUCCCCCUCCUCCAACUGUCAGCACUGCUCCACCUCUGAUUCCCCCUCCAGGUUUUCCUCCACCCCCAGGAGCGCCACCUCCGUCUCUUAUACCGACAAUAGAAAGGGUGGCCCACCGGAGGCCACGCCCUCCCCCCCCUUCCUCCUGGGAAGCCCUUAGUCUCUUCUCCCCGGAAGGGCCCAGUCGAAGCUUCAGCGGACACUCCUCCGGUUACGAUAGUCGUUCUGCCCGUGCGUUUCCGUAUGCCAAUGUCGCCUUUCCUCACCUCCCUGGAUCCGCCCCUUCGUGGCCCAGUCUGGUGGACACCACCAAGCAGUGGGACUACUAUGCAAGGAGAGAGAAGGACCGGGAGCGGGAGCGGGAGCGGGACCGCGAGAGAGACCGGGAUCGGGACCGGGACCGAGAGCGCACCCGAGAGCGAGAGCGGGAGAGGGACCACAGCCCAACGCCGAGCGUCUUCAACAGCGAUGAGGAGCGGUACCGAUACCGGGAAUACGCGGAGCGGGGCUACGAGCGGCACCGAGCCAGCAGGGAGAAGGAAGAGCGGCACAGAGAGAGGCGGCACCGGGAGAAAGAAGAAACCCGGCACAAGUCCUCGCGGAGCAACAGCAGAAGGCGGCACGAGAGCGAAGAAGGGGACAGUCACAGGAGGCACAAACACAAAAAGUCGAAACGCAGCAAAGAAGGGAAGGAGGCCGGCAGCGAGCCCGCCCCCGAGCAGGAGAACGCGGCAGCGCCCAGCGCCGAGUAAGGCAGGUGCGGCCGGCCCGGUGCCAGCAGAGCGAGCGCUAGAAAUCGGGUUAUUUUUCUGGAGGGGGUGCGAGGAAUUUGCUCUUAAUCUUGUUCUGUUAGUCCGAGGGGAGGAGGUUCAUUUGUUUUUUGAAAAUAAAAGGGUGAAUUUUUCAUGUUAA
Molecule: messenger RNA, 1960 nt
Organism: Tachyglossus aculeatus (Australian echidna)
Lineage: Eukaryota; Metazoa; Chordata; Mammalia; Monotremata; Tachyglossidae
Gene: FIP1L1
Product: factor interacting with PAPOLA and CPSF1
Cellular component (GO): mRNA cleavage and polyadenylation specificity factor complex
Molecular function (GO): RNA binding
Source: RefSeq, a predicted model, not a curated record